GCUACAUGAGUUUGGAUGCCGUUCAGAUGAGAAAAGUGGCUAAAAAAUCACCGAUAGAUCCACUAUGCCUGUGAAGCUCGUCAUCGCAAUCAGCAAGAGAGACGACAUCUCGUAUGAAGAAUUCGACCGAUAUUGGUCUGAAGAACAUCCAUCCACGUGCUACCCGGCAUCGGUCUAGAUCGUACGAUCUAAAUCCAGGGUAAGAGCUUAGCUAUGGUAUUGGGACUAGUCGAAUAUUGCAUGGGUGAUUCUAGACCCAGACAGGGAUGCUCCAGAUAGACGAAACAAUCCGAGUUCAUUCAAAUCCGAAUCACCGACAACAUCUCCGAACCAGCGUGGAGCCACGAAACUCAUCCCCACCCCUCACAAUCGGACUAUUGUCCAAUACUCGAUAUCUUUGAUAACCCUUCUCUGGCUUCGACGGUUAAACUCUGACUUCUGACAGGGACUCCAACUAGAGUGCGAGAUCUUGAAAGUCCAAGUACCCUUUGCAAAUGAACAAAUACAUGAACUGAGCCAUCACGAUUCAUUAAAUAUAAGUAGUCAACUAGUCUUUGGCUAUAGAAAUAUUGUUACUAUACCAUGGGAUCUAUUGCAAGGGUUUUACCAUACCGGAUUGGUGUUGACGUUGGCGGCACCAACACUGACGCCGUUAUCGUUGAUAGUACGACUAGCAACCGAUCCGAAUGCGUUAUUGCAGCUCACAAAACCCCGACCACAUCACCUAACGUCACAGAUGGAAUUGAGACUGCGGUUCGUCAUGUUCUAGAGCAGUCCAAAGUACCUCUCGAUCAAAUUUCGUCUCUGUCAAUCGGCACCACGCACUUUAUCAAUGCAAUCAUCGAGCAUGAUGAUCGUCAUCUUGCGAAAGUCGCCGUCAUUCGAUUAUCAAAGAGUUUUACUAAAGAUGUACCACCAUUUUCCAACUUUCCGCCACUUCUCAAGGAGAUCAUGUAUGGCUGGCACACAUACGUUGAUGGUGGGCUUCAUAUCGACGGCAGCGAGGAAGCCCCUGUCAUAGAGAGUCAAGUGAUCGAGGCCUGUCGAACCAUUAAAGAGAAGGAUCUCACUUCGGUCGUUGUUUGUGGUGUCUUUUCCCCUCUUGAUUCAAGUUUCCAACAAGAAGAAAGAGUCCGCAAGAUCAUCGUGGAACAGUUGCCGGGUAUUAGCGUGGUGUGUUCGGCUGACGUCUCGAAUCUUGGAUUCUUGGAACGUGAAAAUGCCUCAAUUCUCAACGCUUCAAUCCAUCGGUUUGCACAAAGGACAGUUCGAGAGUUUCGUGUUGCCAUGAAGAGACUUGACUUACGAUGCGCAUUGUAUCUGACCCAGAACGACGGGACAUUGAUCGAUGCCGAUGCCGCUGCUAGGCUUCCGAUUCGAACAUUUUCUUCUGGUCCGACCAAUUCGAUGAGAGGCGCUGCCUAUCUCAGCGGGCUUUACAGGGAAGGCUCGGUCAGCGAGGCAUCUAUCGUGUGCGACAUUGGAGGAACCACAGCAGAUGUUGGUAUUUUAUUACCAUCUGGGUACCCGAGGCAAUCUUUAGCCAAUGUGUCGAUCGCAGGAGUUAAGGUAAACUACACGAUGCCGCAGGUCGAAUCGAUUGGGAUCGGCGGAGGAUCUAUAGUCCGUGUUGAGGGCGACAAUGUCACCGUUGGUCCGGACUCGGUGGGAUUCGCCAUUAAACGAGAAGCAUUGGCCUUCGGUGGUCGUACCACUACCGCAACAGACAUCGCAAUUGCAUCUGGGACAUUGGUAACUGAAGCGAUUUCAGCGGGCCCCAACUCCCUCGAAGCGUCUGUGGUACAAAAGGCCCGCCAAGUCAUCAAAGCCCGGCUUGAACGCGUGAUUGAUUUGGUCAAAACAUCCGCUCAACCACUCAAGCUGAUUUUAGUUGGAGGUGGGUCUAUCGUUGCACUUGAUGAACUUGAAGGGGUGAAGGAUAUCGUCAGACCGCCAUACUAUGACGUGGCAAAUGCCGUGGGAGCAGCCACAUCAAGAGUCAGUGCAAGUGUUGACAUCAUUCAAGAAAUAUCAAAGACGACAAUGAAAGAAGCAUUAGCUCACGCCUCUAAUUUGGCCGUUGAGAAGGCUAUUCUCAACGGUGCGGACCCCGCAACAAUAGCCAUCACAGAGAAAGAAUCAUUACCUUUACAAUAUCUUGACCAUCGAGUUAGAACGAUUGUCAAGGCGGUGGGUGAUUUUGUCGCUGUGCCAGAAGUCAACGCUGGUAGCUGGGUUGACGAUAAAUUGGGCGCCGAAGAAGAGAUCCACCUGGAAACCAAACAAUACAAAAAGUUAGAACAGCAACAACCGUUAGACAUCGAUGGUUAUCGACCAACAAUCAUGCGGAACCAGGAGUCAGGGAAAGCCGAGUGGCUAGUUUCUUCAACAGACCUUGAAUGGAUGUGCGAUGGCUGUUAUGUUCUAGGAUGUGGAGGUGGAGGAACGCCUUAUCCGGAGACACUGAAGCUGCAACGCCUUCUGACUGAAGGUUAUCGACUGAGAAUCAUAGAUGCAGAGGACUUAGACCCUCAAGCAUCCAUAUACUGGGCCGGCAAUAUGGGAUCUCCAGCUGUGCCUCAGGAACGACUAUGCGCAAAUGAGUCAGUUGAAGCUCUCAAAGAAAUGCUGGAGUACUAUCACAAAGACUCGUUCGAUGCUCUUAUCGGCCUUGAAAUUGGAGGAUCAAACGGGCUGCUACCAUUGAGCAUUGGCUCCUCCCGAGAGUUUGACCGGCCUGUGGUCGAUGCGGACUGGAUGGGGCGAGCAUUUCCCAACUUGUGGCAGGUCACAGUGGCCGUACACGAGAAGAACCAGAUUGCUCCAUGUGCUAUUGCCUCGGGCGAUGGAAGAGCGAUGAUAUUGACCAAAGCCACAGACGACCGCAGUAUCGAUCGAUCGCUGAGAGCCCCUGCGAUCGAAAUGGGGUACUACGUUGGUCUGGCAGCAAAGCCAACUACCACAAAUCUUGUUCAGAAGUGGUCGGUCAGAAACACCAUGUCGCAGGCCUGGCGCAUUGGCCGAUGCAUUGCUAGAGCAAAUCUGAACAACACAGUUGGAUCUGUGGCGGAACAAAUAAUACAAGAGGUGGGAGGACCUACCACAGCCAAGAUCUUGUUCCGUGGUAAAAUCAUCGGGGUCGAACGUCGCCUCUACAAAGGUCAUUCGCACGGUGAAGUAGUAUUGCAGGCAAUACCAGUACAUGACGGAGAUCCCGUGGAAGAUGGGAGCUUGACACCAGCUGUGGCCCAUGGUGGCACAUUGAGGAUUCCAUUCAUGAAUGAAAACCUCAUCGCAGAGCAUCAUCCACCAGGAGGCAAGGCGAGAGUUGUCGCAACUGUACCCGAUUUAAUCACAGUCCUGGAUGCUCAAUCAGGACGAGCCUUGGGGGUUCCGGAGUAUAAGUAUGGAGUAGUGGUCAACGUCCUUGGAAUUACUUGCUCGCCCAUCUGGGGCCAGACAAAGGCGGGACUGAUGGCUGGUGGGCCAGCUGCGUUUGGAUUCGAUGAGAUCACUUAUGAACCUCUUGGGACUUAUAGUCAACCAAGAAGUGUGAUCGAGGAAUACGCUACCGGCUUGGACUGA
This is a messenger RNA of Exophiala mesophila, 3585 nucleotides long. RefSeq lists its product as uncharacterized. Gene Ontology annotation, biological process: glutathione metabolic process. Gene Ontology annotation, cellular component: cytosol. Gene Ontology annotation, molecular function: 5-oxoprolinase (ATP-hydrolyzing) activity. NCBI's taxonomy places the organism in Eukaryota, Fungi, Ascomycota, Eurotiomycetes, Chaetothyriales, Herpotrichiellaceae. Bases 583 to 3585 code for a protein of 1000 amino acids. The transcript has 4 exons. The record is from RefSeq and is a predicted model, not a curated record.